Messenger RNA from Carya illinoinensis, 2165 nucleotides. RefSeq lists its product as uncharacterized. Lineage: Eukaryota; Viridiplantae; Streptophyta; Magnoliopsida; Fagales; Juglandaceae. Gene Ontology annotation, cellular component: membrane. The coding region runs from base 694 to 1740 and encodes 348 amino acids. The record is from RefSeq and is a predicted model, not a curated record. The transcript is spliced from 8 exons.
UUUUCGUAUGAAAAGACAUUGUUUUCACUCUUUUUUCUUGUUUCAAUUAGAUCGUGAUCUUUUGGUAAAACCAAUCUAAAGUAAGGAAUCUUUGAAUUUUGUAAUAUUAACGAGAACCCAUGUGAGUCCUUAGUUCUGGUGCUUUUUCCUUACGUGCAUAACACGAAGUAUGAGAAUUUGAUAAACUACUAGUUCGUUAGUGGAGUUUGAUUGCGUGUAGAAUGAUCGGAAUUGAAGUUUUGAGAUUUUGGUUUCUGCUCUUAUAAGCUACUUCGUUGAUUUUAAAUUUGAUGGGUUUUUCAAGGUUGUCAACUCUAGAACUUGGUUGCGAAUCAAGUGCUUGUGGGACAUUGUUUGAGCUCCACUGUAAUUUUGUUUUUCCUCCAAGUUUAUCUUUUAUAACUCUGUUUUUAUUCUUGAAACUUGUUCUGUUUCUUCCCUUCUUUGAACUCUUUCGUUCUGGUUAUAACGAAUUUGUUACGAAAUAAUUUAAUUUGGAAAGCUUUGGGUUGGGGUGGGGAGGGAUCAGAUAUAUAGAACUUCUAUCACACUUCAUUACCGUCACCAGGCACGAUCUUCUUCUUCUACUUUUUUAAACAUUUCCAGCAUGUAUUUCUAAUUUGAAAUUGGCCAUCACACAUCUGCAUAUUUGGUAUAGUCUCCCAUAUGGCUCUGUGAAUUAAACUAGAAAAUAUGAUGACCAGUAGAGCAAGUGGUAAAGGUAUUUUUAGUUUCCUACCAGGCUUCUCAACCCAUACUUGGCAGCCUGUCAUGACUAGUGAUGAUACAACCACUCCAAGUUAUUGGUUGAACUGGAGAUUCUUCCUCUGUUCACUAUGGAUUCUUACUGCAAUGGUUCUGGCAACGAUUCUAAUAUGGAAAUACGAAGGUUUCAACAAAUCAAGAUCUGAGAGGAGAGAGAACCCACGAGAAACAGUGUCGUCUUUGUAUGAAGACGAAACCUGGAAGACGUGUCUCAAAGGAAUCCAUCCUGCUUGGCUGCUUGCUUACAGAAUGAUGUCAUUUGUUGUGCUUCUGGCAUUGCUUAUUGCCAACGUUGCUGUUGCCGGAGGUGGCAUUUUCUACUUCUAUACUCAGUGGACAUUUGUCUUGGUCACGAUCUAUUUUGGGCUUGGGUCUUCACUCUCCAUUAAUGGAUGUUGCAAGCACAACAAAGUUGAUGGAAAUGCGGUUUAUCGUGCAAAUUUAGAUGCAGAACAAGGAUCCUAUGUAGUUCCCACACUAGGGGAGAGCUUAGAUAUGUCCAAUAUGUCCAAGACUUCAUAUACUCCUGAAGAGCCUCAUGCUCACCAUACUGCAGGUGUAUGGGGGUUUAUCUUUCAAAUAAUUUUUCAGAUGUGUGCUGGUGCUGUGACGCUCACUGAUUGCAUAUUUUGGCUCAUUCUUUAUCCCUUUCUAACUGCCAAAGAAUAUGAUCUGGAUUUUUACAUUGUUAGUAUGCACUCAAUCAAUGCUGUUCUGCUCCUUGGUGACACAGUUCUAAAUUGCUUGAGAUUUCCAAUGUUUCGGAUUGCAUACUUUGUGCUAUGGACAGCUAUAUUUGUCAUUUUUCAAUGGCUCAUCCAUGCUUGCGUUUCCACCUGGUGGCCAUAUCCAUUUCUCGACUUGUCGUCUCCUUAUUCUCCCUUAUGGUACCUUGGAGUGGGUUUGAUGCAUGUACCGUGCUAUGGCAUCUUUGCUUUAAUUGUUAGGUCGAAGCACAUAUUGCUGUCAAAAUGAUUUCCCCGAUUCUUCUCAGACCCUUAGAUGAGGAAGUAGAUUAGGAGAUGACAAGGACCCUGGUUAACCAUAGAACAAGGGCCAACACCACUACGUCACACCAUUUCAUUGGUAGUUCCAGCUUCUUAUUCUGAAUGAGUUUCUGCAAAGGUCAUUGCUCUUCACAUCUGGCAACUAUGGGAAAUAAAUUGUUACAUAAAUUGUUGAUCAGCUGGUGGUCCAUAUUUUUUUUCCCGGAUACAGUUCAUCAGGCAUCAUGUCUUUUGUCUCCACCAGAAGGGAAAUUGUGGUAAAUAUGUUUGUGCUAGCAUAAAUCACCAAGUCAUUGUAAAGUUUUUACUUCAACAAAAAAAAUUUUUGUAAUGUUUGACCUUGCAAGUUGUGAACACUUAUUUUGAAUCAAAAUGUGGGUUUUUUAAACUGAA